This is a messenger RNA of Loxodonta africana (African savanna elephant), 696 nucleotides long. It is a transcript of the gene DYNLL1, whose product is annotated as dynein light chain LC8-type 1. The record is from RefSeq and is a predicted model, not a curated record. Gene Ontology annotation, molecular function: dynein intermediate chain binding. Gene Ontology annotation, cellular component: cytoplasmic dynein complex. Gene Ontology annotation, biological process: intraciliary retrograde transport; motile cilium assembly. Lineage: Eukaryota; Metazoa; Chordata; Mammalia; Proboscidea; Elephantidae. The transcript has 3 exons. The coding region runs from base 131 to 400 and encodes 89 amino acids.
ACGUCUGGCGUGGGGCGGCUUAGAUGCGCCACGGCUUCGGUAGCGGCGGCAGGUCCCUGCGGGCUUGAGCCUCUCUAACCUCUCCCCCAGGAGACCGUCGCGGUUGGCCUGUCCCUGCUCCACGGUAACCAUGUGCGACCGAAAGGCCGUGAUCAAAAAUGCGGACAUGUCGGAGGAGAUGCAACAGGACUCGGUGGAGUGCGCUACUCAAGCGUUGGAGAAAUAUAACAUAGAGAAGGACAUUGCGGCCCAUAUCAAGAAGGAGUUUGACAAGAAGUACAACCCCACUUGGCACUGCAUCGUGGGGAGAAACUUCGGUAGUUACGUGACACAUGAAACUAAGCACUUCAUCUACUUCUACCUGGGCCAAGUGGCCAUUCUUCUGUUCAAAUCUGGUUAAAGCAUGGACUAGCCCACACACCCAGUGAUCCAUCCAAAAACAAGGACUGCAGCCUAAAUUCCAAAUACCAGAGACUGAGAUCUUCAGCCUUGCGAAGGGAACGCCUCCAUCUUUGUACCUUUGUUGUGUAGUUUUGUACAGGGCCUUCUCUGUACUAGUUUGUUGUGGUUAUAAAACAAUUAGCAAACCGGCUUACAUUUGUAUUUAUUUUCUAUUCCUUAUUUUCCCUGCCUUAUGUUUUUUCUUUCCUCACAAUCCAUUCCUUUCAGAAAAACAAUAAAUUUGUUGGAGAUGUG